Messenger RNA from Pipistrellus nathusii (Nathusius's pipistrelle), 3042 nucleotides. The record is from the annotation of a GenBank genome assembly. NCBI's taxonomy places the organism in Eukaryota, Metazoa, Chordata, Mammalia, Chiroptera, Vespertilionidae.
AUGCACACUUGCUGCCCCCUGGUAACUCUGGAGCAGGACCUUCACAGAAAGAUGCAGAGCUGGAUGCUGCAGACUCUAGCCUUUGCUCUAACAUCUCUCGUCCUUUCGUGUGCAGAGACCAUCGACUAUUAUGGGGAGAUCUGUGACAAUGCCUGUCCUUGCGAGGAGAAGGACGGCAUUCUGACUGUGAGCUGUGAGAACAGAGGGAUCAUCAGCCUCUCUGAGAUUAGCCCUCCCCGUUUCCCCGUCUACCACCUCCUGCUGUCCGGAAACCUCCUGAACCGCCUCUAUCCCAACGAGUUUGUCAAUUACACCGGGGCUUCGAUUCUGCAUCUGGGCAGCAACGUGAUCCAGGACAUUGAGACGGGGGCCUUCCAUGGGCUCAGGGGCUUGAGGAGGCUGCAUCUGAACAACAAUAAGCUGGAACUUCUGCGCGAUGACAUAUUCCUUGGCUUGGAGAGCCUGGAGUACCUACAGGUCGAUUAUAAUUACAUCAGCGUCAUCGAGCCCAAUGCUUUCGGGAAACUGCAUUUGCUGCAGGUGCUCAUCCUCAAUGACAACCUCCUGUCCAGUUUGCCCAACAACCUCUUCCGCUUCGUGCCCUUAACGCACCUGGACCUGCGGGGGAACCGGCUGAAGCUCCUGCCCUACGUGGGGCUGCUGCAGCACAUGGAUAAGGUGGUGGAGCUCCAGCUGGAGGAGAACCCCUGGAACUGCUCCUGCGAGCUCAUCUCCCUCAAGGACUGGCUGGACAGCAUCUCCUACGCCGCCCUGGUGGGGGAUGUGGUGUGCGAGACGCCCUUCCGCCUCCACGGGCGGGACCUAGACGAGGUGUCCAAGCAGGAACUUUGCCCCAGGAAGCUCAUUUCCGACUACGAGAUGAGGCCCCAGGCGCCUCUGAGCACCACGGGGUACCUACACACCACCCCAGCCUCGGUGAACUCCGUGGCCACCUCCUCCUCCGCUGUUUACAAACCCCCCCUGAAAAGCCCCAAGGGGACCCGCCAGCCCAACAAGCCCAGGGUGCGCCCCACCUCCAGGCAGCCAUUCAAAGACCUGAGCUACAGCAACUCCGGCCCCAGCAUCGCCUACCAGACCAAGUCCCCCGUGCCUUUGGAGUGCCCCACCCAGUGCUACUGCAACCUGCAGAUCUCAGACCUGGGCCUCAACGUCAACUGCCAGGAGCGGAAGAUCGAGAGCAUCGCCGAGCUGCAGCCCAAGCCCUACAACCCCAAGAAGAUGUACCUGACGGAGAACUACAUCGCGGCGGUGCGCCGGAGCGACUUCCUGGAGGCCACGGGGCUGGACCUCCUGCACCUGGGCAACAACCGCAUCUCCGCCAUCCAGGACCGCGCCUUCGGGGACCUCGCCAACCUGCGGCGCCUCUACCUGAACGGCAACCGCAUCGAGCGGCUGAGCCCCGAGCUCUUCUACGGCCUGCAGAGCCUGCAGUAUCUCUUCCUCCAGUACAACCUCAUCCGCGAGAUCCAGCCGGGCACGUUCGACCCGGUCCCGAACCUGCAGCUGCUGUUCCUCAACAACAACCUCCUGCAGGCCCUGCCCUCGGGCGUCUUCGCCAGCCUGACCCUCCUGCGGCUGAACCUGCGGAGCAACCACUUCACCUCGCUGCCCGUGAGCGGCGUGCUGGACCAGCUGCGGUCCCUCCUCCAGAUCGACCUGCACGACAACCCCUGGGACUGCACCUGCGACGCCGUGGGCCUCAAGCUGUGGGUGGAGCAGCUCAAGGCGGGCGUCCUGGUGGACGAGGUCAUCUGCAAGGCGCCCAAGAGCUUCGCCGAGGCCGACAUGCGCUCGCUCAGGUCGGAGCUGCUGUGCCCGGACUACUCGGACGUGGGGGUGUCCACGCCCCCCGCGCCCUCCGCCCUCCCGGGGGGCCGCCCCUCGGGGACCAGCGCGGCGGCGGCGGCGGCAGCCGCCCCCACCGUGCGGUUCAAUGGCACCGGCGCCACCGGGGGCCCCGCGGGCCUGGGCGCGGGCGGGGGCGCGCCCCCCUCCGCCUCCUCCGUGCCCCUGUCGGUGCUGAUCCUCAGCCUGCUGCUGGUGUUCAUCAUGUCCGUGUUCGUGGCCGCCGGGCUCUUCGUGCUGGUGAUGAAGCGCCGCAAGAAGGGCCAGAGCGACCCCACGAGCGCCAACAACUCCGACGUGAGCUCCUUCAACAUGCAGUACAGCGUGUACGGCGGCGGCGGGGGCGGCUCCGGGGGCGGCGGGGGCGCGGGCGGCCUCCCCCACGCGCCCCUGCACCCCCGCGGGGGGCCCUCGCUACCCAAGGGGAAGGCGCCCGCGGGCCACGUGUAUGAGUACAUCCCCCACCCGCUGGGCCACAUGUGCAAGAACCCCAUCUACCGCUCGCGGGAGGGCAACUCGGUGGAGGAUUACAAAGACCUGCACGAGCUCAAGGUCACCUACGGCGGCGGCGGCGGCGGCGGCGGCGGCGGCAGCCACCACCUGCAGCUGCAGCACCAGCAGCAGCAGCCUUUGCAGCAGCAGCAGCAGCUGCAGCCGCCUUUGCAGCCUUUGCAGCAGCCGCCGCAGCUGCAGCUGCAGCCCCCCGCGGAGGAGGAGCGGCGGGACAGCCACCACCACCACGUGCGGAGCCCGGCCUACAGCGUCAGCACCAUCGAGCCCCCCCGGGAGGACCUGCUGUCCCCGGUGCAGGACGCCGAGCGCUUUUACAGGGGCAUCUUAGAACCGGACAAGCACUGCCCCGCCGCCCCCGCCCCCGCCGGCGGCAGCAGCCUCCCGGAAUACCCCAAGUUCCCCUGCAGCCCCGCCGCCGCCGCCGCCGCCGCCUACACCUUCUCCCCCAACUAUGACCUGAGGCGCCCCCACCACGCGUACUUGCACCCGGGGCCGGGGGCGGCCGGGGACGGCAGGCUGCGGGAGCCGGUGCUGUACAGCCCCCCCAGUGCUGUCUUUGUAGAACCCAACCGGAACGAGUACCUGGAGCUAAAAGCAAAACUAAACGUUGAGCCGGACUACCUCGAAGUGCUGGAGAAACAAACCACCUUUAGCCAGUUCUAA